AUGUCGGGGAGAAUAUGGCGGCUGCGGUAACGUUUCCUAGCUGAGUUCAGAAAUUUUUUCUCGGAUCACUUUUACGGUAUGAGGCUUGGCAUUAACCUGCAAGAAUAUCACUUUCUUCCGAACUCAUAAUGGACAAUUCGAGUUGCUGUCCACCGAACAACAAAAACCUUGUUUGGGUGCAAGGAAGCCUUGAGCGUGUAUGGUACCGAAUCAGUAGGCGACAACCAAUAAUACGAACGCGUAGAAUUCGAAUACAAGAUCCAUUUUUCGUCGCAGGUUAAUAACCGAUUAAGAAAUGGUUCAUUAGCGUUGCGUGAAAUAUUUUCUGAACCAAUGGUAAGACGACUUAAUUUCUGAUGAAGAUGCAAACGAAUAGUUUCAGGACUCACUCUGAACAUUUCUGCAAGUUCUUGGCACGUUGUCCUGGAAUUUGCGUCCACAAUCUGUCGAAGAUCCUCGUUGUUCAUGAUUUUUGGUCUCCCUGAGCGCG
Acanthoscelides obtectus is the source of this 490-nucleotide messenger RNA. The record is from the annotation of a GenBank genome assembly. Lineage: Eukaryota; Metazoa; Arthropoda; Insecta; Coleoptera; Chrysomelidae.